Molecule: messenger RNA, 1502 nt
Organism: Teleopsis dalmanni
Lineage: Eukaryota; Metazoa; Arthropoda; Insecta; Diptera; Diopsidae
Product: putative inorganic phosphate cotransporter
Exons: 4
Coding region: 1-1386 (461 amino acids)
Biological process (GO): monoatomic anion transport; transmembrane transport
Cellular component (GO): plasma membrane
Molecular function (GO): transmembrane transporter activity
Source: RefSeq, a predicted model, not a curated record
AUGACCUUUAAAGCUACGGGAUUUGGGAUAAGGCAUUUGCAAUGCUUUCUACUCUUUGGCGCUCUGUCUGUCGGCUACGCCUUACGUGUGAAUCUCUCAGUAGCAAUUGUUGCUAUGACGGAUAAAAAUGCCACCAAUCCUGAUUUUAUGGAAUACGAUUGGUCAGAAAAAACGAAAUCACUUCUACUGAGUAGUUUCUUUUGGGGCUAUAUUUGUACACAGAUACCAGCGGGUCAAUUAGCACGUAAAUUUGGUCCAAAAGUAAUGCUACUGUGGGGUUUGUUGCUUGCUUCAGUAUUAACGGUUCUAACACCUUUGAUCACUCAUAUUGGUAAUUGGCAGCUUUUAUUUUUUAUGCGUGUUCUGCAAGGACUAAGUCAAGGAGUAGUGUAUCCUUCAGUUCAUACAAUUCUCUCAAAAUGGUCACCACCCGACGAGCGUGGACAAUUAAGCACCUAUUGUUAUUCAGGCACACAAUUCGGUACAGUAGUGAUGUUGGCUAUUAGUGGUUAUCUAGCUUCAUCAUUUUUGGGUUGGCCAAGUAUAUUUUAUGUAUCGGGUGGUAUUGGCAUAUUAUGGGUUGUUGCAUGGAAAGUAUGGGGUGCAAAUUCACCAAGCGAGUACAAGUCUAUAUCUGCAGAGGAAAAAAAAUUCAUUCAAACAUCAUUAGAUGCGGAUAGCAAUUCUAAAGAAAACGCUAAGCCUGCAAAGAUACCAUGGGCUCAAUUUUUCACAUCAGUGCCGUUUUUAGUGUUGAUAUUAGUGCACAGUACGCAAAAUUGGGGUUUCUGGACUUUGUUGACUCAAAUACCUUCGUAUAUGAAAAAUAUACUCGGUAUGGACAUCAAGAGUAAUGCGCUGUUAUCUGCUUUGCCUUACACAGUCAUGUUGCUGCUAAGUUUUGUGUUCUCUAGCAUUUCUGCACUGUUAAAUAAAAAGAAAUACUUGAAGAGAUCUGUGAGUCGUAAAUUGUUUAACACAAUUGGUCACUGGAUACCAAUGAUAUCCUUAGUAGCGUUCGGAUACGUAGGACCUGACAAACUUGGAUUAGCAAUUUUUCUAUUAACAAUCACUGUGGGCAUUAAUUCGGCUACAUAUCUGGGCUAUCAGGUUAAUCACAUCGAUUUAUCGCCUAACUAUGCUGGUGUGUUAAUGGGCAUCACCAAUUGUAUAUCCAAUAUUGUUAGUCUAAAGGCACCACUAGUCGUUGGCUUUAUUGUUACAAAUGAGAAAAGUGCUGAACAGUGGCGUAUUAUAUUUUUUAUUGCUGCAUUUUUUUACUUAAUUGGAAAUUUAUUGUUCAUAAUUUUCGGCAGAACAAGCGUGCAACCAUGGAAUAAUCCAACAGAGACCCCAAAGCAAAAUAAUUCAACCCCUGCUGAAUAAAAGUUUUGACAAUAAAAAAGAAUACUCCGAAUUUCAAUAUCGCCGUAAGCUAGUCUAAGAAGUAAAAACUAUUAAUUUUUUAACAAAUAAUUAUUGUGAUUUAGCUGUAAUUUAGA